Molecule: messenger RNA, 1794 nt
Organism: Epithele typhae
Lineage: Eukaryota; Fungi; Basidiomycota; Agaricomycetes; Polyporales; Epitheliaceae
Product: Fungalysin metallopeptidase-domain-containing protein
Exons: 10
Coding region: 1-1794 (597 amino acids)
Molecular function (GO): metalloendopeptidase activity; zinc ion binding
Source: RefSeq, a predicted model, not a curated record
AUGAAGUUCUCCAACGCCUUCUUCCGGUCUGUCGUGCUCGCUGUCGUGUGCGCCGCUUCCGCCAGCGCCGCUCCGUUUGCGAGCAGCCUCAAGCACACGACGAUCCAGGUCCGCAACAUCAGUCCAUCCCUCGUCGUCGAGAGCUUCCACCCUGAGGCGUCGCUUGAGACGUUCGGUGAGGGACUCGACCACGCGCUAUCGGCGCGCGACGUGUUCAGCAUCGAAGAUGCAACGGCCGCGUUCAUCCAGUCUCGUACUGGUGUGGACGCCGAGUCUGUUGCAUUCCGCAAGAGCUUCUCCAGCGACAUCACUCAGCACGCGUUCGUUUCCCAGCAGUUCAACGGCGUACCGGUCUCUAACGCAGUGGCGAACGUAGCCUUCAACAAGGACAACAAAGUCGUCUCGUUUGGCUCGUCCUUCGUCAAGCCCACGUCGGUCCCAUCAACAACCCCCACGGUCUCACUCGAGGACGCCAUUGCCAACGCUGAGAGCGCUCUCUCUGGCAAGUUCAACGAGCACCCCGCGACGCUCGAGUUCGUUGCCCUCAAGGACGGCUCCCUCGCCCUUACGCACGUCGUGCAGAUCCAGAACGACGAGACUGGCGCAUGGUUUGAGGCCUUCGUGGACGCGCACUCGGGCAAGCUAGUUCAGCUGACGGACUUCGUCGCGAGGGCUUCGUACCUUGUCCUUCCUAUCCAGAAGGAGGUUCUCACCGAGGGCUUCGAAACUCUCACCAACCCCCAGAACACUGCCGCCUCCCCCGACGGCUGGCAUAGCACCGGCUCCACGACCACGACGGACACCGACGGCAACAACGCCGUUUCCUUCAAGGGCGCGCAGACGAGCACGACCCAGCAGUCGUCGGCGACGGACAACUUCGUCUUCACCCAAAACCCGAACGCCGCGCCGACGACGCAGGCGAACCUCGACGCCGCGCGCACGAACGCGUUCUACAUCGUCAACUCCAUCCACGACAUCUCGUACAUCUACGGCUUCACCGAGGCCGGCUUCAACUUCCAGACCAACAACUUCGGCAAGGGCGGCACCGGCAACGACCGCGUCACGAUCUCCGUCCAGGACUCGGCCGGGAUCGACAACGCCGACUUCGCGACCCCCGCCGACGGCCAGUCCGGCCGGAUGCGCAUGUUCCUCUGGGACUUCACGAGCCCGAUGCGGGACGGCGCGCUCGAGAACGACAUCGUCGCGCACGAGAACACGCACGGGAUCAGCAACCGGAUGACCGGCGGCGGCACCGGCCGCUGCCUGCAGACGACCGAGGCCGGCGGCAUGGGCGAGGGCUGGUCGGACGCGAUGGCGGAGUGGACGGAGCACAAGGACGCGACCGUGCCCGACUUCGUCCUCGGCCAGUACGUCAUCAACGACCCCGCCGGGAUCCGCUCCCACCCGUACUCGACGUCCAUGACGACGAACCCGCUCACGUACGCGAGCCUCCAGACGCUCACCGAGGUGCACGACAUCGGCGAGGUCUGGGCGAACAUCCUCCACAACGUCUACGCCGGCCUCGUGGGCGUGCACGGCUUCUCCGCGACGGCGAAGACGGACGCGACCACGACCGGCGGCAACACCGUCUUCCUCCACCUCUUCCUCGACGCCUUCACGAUCCAGCCCUGCAACCCCACUUUCCUGACCGCGCGCAACGCGUGGAUCCAGGCGGACGCGAACCGCUUUGCUGGCGCCAACUUCUGCACGCUGUGGACCUCGUUCGCGUCCCGCGGACUCGGCGUGAACGCGGCCAACCACAGGAACGAUUUCACGGUCCCUGCAGGUUGCUGA